AUGAAAACUCCGAAAUUAAAAUCGAAUAGAACGAAAUCCGUCCGCUCUCGUGCUGCGCGACGAGGUGCCUCUCCAAGUGUCGAUGUCGACAAGUCUAUAGCGUCACUUCCCCGUGCGGAGCGAACUGUUUUGACCCGACCUUCCGUCCUCGGUGCACAGCAUGUCGCUGGUGUAUCGAAAAAGAAGCAAAAGCGCCAGACGCGGGCGCAACGUCUCCGGCAAGAAAAGGGAUUAGAACGGGCAGAAAUAGUGAUGGAUAAAACUGAAAAGAAGGUUGCGAAGAGCAUGAAUAGAGGAAAGAUUGUAAAAGCACGAAAGGCUACGUGGGAUGACCUCAACAAACGGGGCACAAAUGCAUAUAAGAUUCUACAAGAUCAAGGCCCUGAUGCCAUGGAUACGAGCGACAACGAAAGACAACCGAAACAACGAAAACCAGCCGUGUCAUCCGUUAAUCCACCGCAACUCGCCCAACCCGCGCAGACGGAGCAGUUUGAUUUUGAACUCGACGGAGAGAUCACCUAAACCCGGACAGCGGCUUCAAAAUUAUUUUCACAAUGGAUCUUAUUUCUUGGGCCUCAGUUGAAUAAUCAUCCGGUCUAUUUCCGCCACAGCAUUGCCGGAGGCGCGAGUUCUUAGCCGCUCAAGGCUGCUGAUAUCUUUUGCCUUGAGGGCCUCUUCUCCGGCCUUAACUACCAUUCCGCACUUGAUCCACAUCUCAAUUCUUUCGGAAACGCCUAGUGUGGUGCACUUGGGGAUAAAUGUGGAAGCAAGUUUCGUGUUUCCGGCCCCGAGAAUCUCGUUGUAAAAAGGCUAUGAUAUAUAAGCUACCAUUCACGCAAAAAGAUUAAAUGGCUCCCUGCUGGAAUUUCCAAGGUUUAAGGAACAUACCUCCCAUCCAAUAGGGGAUUUUUUGGCUUUGCCUAUUUCUUCAAGCUCCCCCCAGUCACGCUUUGCGACUAAACCUCGCAGUCUCAACCACCAAUAAGUUUUCUCGGGAACUUUGAAUUCACUCUGAACUUUGCUGGCGCGUUUCCCGUAACCAGAUCGAAUCAGCCU
Coccidioides posadasii C735 delta SOWgp is the source of this 1056-nucleotide messenger RNA. RefSeq lists its product as uncharacterized. Lineage: Eukaryota; Fungi; Ascomycota; Eurotiomycetes; Onygenales; Onygenaceae. Gene Ontology annotation, cellular component: nucleolus; preribosome, large subunit precursor. The record is from RefSeq and is a predicted model, not a curated record. Gene Ontology annotation, biological process: ribosomal large subunit export from nucleus.